Messenger RNA from Ricinus communis (castor bean), 1746 nucleotides. RefSeq names its product serine/threonine-protein kinase AtPK2/AtPK19-like. Gene Ontology annotation, biological process: protein phosphorylation. The record is from RefSeq and is a predicted model, not a curated record. Lineage: Eukaryota; Viridiplantae; Streptophyta; Magnoliopsida; Malpighiales; Euphorbiaceae. The transcript is spliced from 6 exons. Gene Ontology annotation, molecular function: ATP binding; protein serine/threonine kinase activity. The coding region runs from base 184 to 1578 and encodes 464 amino acids.
CACCUUCCUCUCUCUCUCUCUCUCUCUCUCUCUCUCUCUCUCAAUAGUAAUCUAAAAGCUUUUUUUUUUUUUUCUUAAACAAAAUGUAAUCUCAGCUCUCUCGGCCCGCCUUGAUUCAGAACUCUUGGCUGGCUCUUCUCUUUCUAUCUCUCUUUUCUUCUUGUUAUUAAUAAAAACUGAGAAAUGGUUUCGAAUUCACAAAAGAAAAACCUCCACUCUGCAAUAUUAUCAAGCAACCUCAAAAAACUCACAAUCACACCACCAAAUCCCAAUUCCGACUUCGAUUUCUCUGAUGUAUUUGGUCCACUUACUCCACACCCUACCCAUUCACUGUCUCCGUCCACGUCAGCAUCAACUUCCUCUCCUCCCUCCUCCGCCUUUAUAGGAGACCCACUUGUUAUCCACAACCGGUCCCACUCCUUUGUGGGUCCUUCUCCCCGCUACACUCUCUCCUCUUCCCUCCCUUUCCAAAUCCAGGAAGAAGAUCUUGAAAACGGUGUCGUUGAAGAAGAAGAAGAUGAUAAUAACGAGGAGAAGCUGAAAAGUUCUAGCAAUAAGAUUGGUCCUUGUGAUUUUGAAAUCUUGAGAGUUGUUGGGCAAGGAGCUUUUGGUAAAGUCUUUCAGGUUAGAAAGAAAAGGAAAGAGAGCGAUUGUGAAGAUGGUGAUGGUGAUGGGAUUUUUGCAAUGAAAGUCAUGAGAAAAGACAUUAUAAUUAAAAAGAAUCAUGUCGAUUAUAUGAAAGCUGAAAGGGAUAUUCUUACUAAAGUUGUGCACCCUUUUGUUGUUCAGCUUCGUUACUCUUUUCAGACCAAGUCUAAGCUUUAUUUGAUAAUGGAUUUUAUGAAUGGAGGACAUCUAUUCUUUCAUCUUUAUCGUCAAGGACUCUUCAGUGAGGAUCAGGCGAGGGUUUAUACCGCUGAGAUAGUUUCUGCUGUUUCACAUCUUCACAAGUGCGGGAUUGUGCACCGGGAUCUUAAACCUGAAAACAUUAUCUUGGAUUCUGAUGGGCAUGUUAUGCUAACUGAUUUUGGACUUGCGAAGGAAAUUGAUGAAUCUAGUAGAUCUAACUCAAUGUGUGGGACAACAGAAUACAUGGCUCCUGAAAUUUUACAGUCUAAAGGCCACAACAAAGAUGCAGAUUGGUGGAGUAUAGGAAUACUCUUGUAUGAAAUGCUAACUGGACAGCCACCAUUUGAGCACAAAGAUAGAAAGAAACUUCAGGAGAGAAUUAUCAAAGAAAAAAUCAAGCUUCCAUCAUUCCUCAGCUCUGAAGCUCACUCUUUACUGAAAGGACUGCUGCAAAAGGAACCAUCAAGAAGGUUGGGAAGUGGUCCUAGUGGAGGGGAUGAAGUCAAAAGUCACAAAUGGUUUCGGUCAAUCAACUGGAAGAAAUUAGAGGCAAGGGAAUUGAUACCAAAGUUCAAGCCAGAUGUGAGUGGAAAAUACUGUACAGAAAACUUUGAUCGGUGUUGGACAACAAUGCCUCCUGAUGAUUCGCCAGCUUGCACACCAACAGCUGGUGAACAUUUUCAAGGGUAUACAUACAUUGCGCCUAACCCUUGGCUUUCUUCUGGAUGAUAUGGUAUCAUGAGCAAGCCAGCCUGUUAAUAUUUUGUAAGUUUAUCUUCCGUUAACUUAAUUUUUUUCCUAAAGAGGAAAAAAAGAAGAAAAUGAAAAUAAAUACAAGUUGAGCUCUUGCAGGUGUUGUUUAUUGUUCUUGAAUAAAAGAUUAAAGGUACUUUCUUA